CACACACACACACACAGGGGUUAGUCAUGCUCUCGCAGCACGGGAGUGAGAGGAGGUAUUGAAGUGAAUGGAGCGCAGGCUGACGCCGAUCGCCUCCCGGAAAGAAGAGAGGGGGGAAAAAAAACCCAGAUCCACCGACUUGAGAGAGAAUCACCAGGAAACAAUCAGGGAAGAAACGAGAAGUUGCAGGAGAUUUUUUUUUUCUUUCCUUUUUCUUCUCCCUCCCAUGUCAAACAUUGCCUUUACAGUGACAUUUGCGAGCUUGAAGUGGGAGGACGCUCACAAUUUGUAAUGCUGAAAUAUGAGAGAACGGAACCGGGGCGGGUGAAGGCACAUGGGAGAGGACUGUCCGUGUACUCUGGGCUCUAAGAGAAAAAAAAAAAGAAAAGAAAAGAAAAGAGGAAAAAAAAAGAAAACACACGCACGGUUUGCUUGGAACAGGAUUUGACGAAGUGGGAUGAUUACAAAAAAAAGUUGAUCUUUGGUUCCGGACGAAGCUCUGCGCAGCCUACCACGCCAAAGCAGCCUCAAUGGAUAGAUAGACAGACUUGAGAGGGGGCUGCAGACUCAGACUGUUCAAGAGUCAUUUAACUUUUUCAUCAGAGUUGGAGGAUUCCGACCUCCUUUAAGAGUGUGUGAGAGAGAGAGAGACGAGGAGGAGGAGGAGGAGAAGGAAGAAGGGGGGAGCCGAUAAUCCAGCAUUAUCUCGGUUACUGAGGGCCAAAAUGUUGCGGUUGUCUCUGACAGCUUUGAGUCUUUCAUGGACUUUGUUCAUCUGCAACGUGAGCAGAGCUUAUGCACAGGAGAGACUGGGUUACCUGGUCGCCGCACCCUCCGUGUUCCGAGCCGGCGUGGAGGAGAGCGUGAGCGUGACCAUCUUCAAUGCGAGGGCAGAGACGCGCGUCCAGGUGCAGCUGUCGGUGAAGGGGCAGACGGUGGCCCACAGCCACGGCUCGGUGCUCGACAAAGGCACCAUCAAACUGAAGGUUCCCUCCGGGCUAAGGGGCCAGGCACAUCUGAAGGUGUGGGGGAACCGUCACCUCACGGAGGGAGGCUACAUCUUCCACAACUACACCACCAUCACGGUGGAGAGCAAGGGCACGGCCGUCUUCAUCCAGACCGACAAGCCCGUCUACAAACCCCAACAUAAAGUGCUCAUCAAUGUCUACACAGUGACCCCCGACCUGAGGCCGGUAAAUGACAAGAUCGAGGCGUAUGUUUUGGAUCCACGAGGAUCCAGGAUGGUCCAGUGGAAAGCUCUUGAAUCCAUCUGCUGUGGCGUCGUGAACAUGAGCUUCCCUCUGUCGGACCAGCCAGUGUUUGGAGAGUGGUUUAUCUUCGUGGAGGCGCAGGGCCACACCUAUAACGUGUCGUUUGAAGUCCAGAAAUAUGUGAUGCCCAAGUUUGAGUUGGUGAUCGAUCCGCCGCGGUACGUCCGUGAUCUGAACUCGUGCGAGCAGGCGACUGUCAGGGCCAAGUAUACCUUUGGGAAGCCGGUGGCGGGGAAGCUGACGGUGAAUAUGACGGUGAAUGGAGUGGGCUAUUACCGUCACGAGAUGGGUCAUCCUGUGAUUAAAACCAUGGAGAUCAAAGGCUCUGCAAACUUCAGCCUGUGUGUGAAGGACAUGAUGCCCUUGGACGUGGCCGAUCACUUCAGGGGCUCUGUGAGCAUUUGGGCGUCUGUGACGAGUGUAGACGGGAGCAGGCAAACCACUUUUGACGAUUCAACACCCGUGCAUAAGCAGCUCAUCGACAUCAAGUACUCCAAGGACACACGCAAGCAGUUCAAGCCUGGUCUGCCAUACAAAGGGAAGAUUGAGGUGACCUACCCUGAUGGCAGUCCGGCUGAUGGGGUGAGGGUGCGUGUCAAAGCAGAGCUGACCCCCAAGGACAACGUCUACACCAGCGAACUGACCUCCAAGGAUGGCCAGGCCACCUUUGAGAUCCCCUCCAUCCCCACUGCUGCCCAGUAUGUCUGGUUGGAGACCAAGGUGACAUCCAUUGACGGCAAGACAGUAGGAGAUCAGUACCUGCCCAGCUACCUGUCUAUCAGCAGCUGGUACUCCCCCAGUAGGUGUCAUAUUCAGAUUCAGAGCCCCAGUACCCCACUCAAGGUUGGCCAAGAAGCAGAAGUCGCUCUCAAAUCCACCUGCCCCUGUAACUUCACCCUGCACUACGAGGUGACAUCCAGAGGGAACAUCAUCCAAUCAGGCCAACAAUCAGCCAACCUGACGGCAUCGCACAGAGGGAAAAGGGCGACAGUCACCUUUGACAAGAACAUCCACACUACCAACCUGCCUCCCUCUGCCUCGGGUGCUGCAGGCUCCUCCGCCCAGGCCGAGAUGGACAGCUGCGUCUCCUACCUACGUUUCCCAGUUAGCCACAGCAUGGCACCCCUCAGCCGUCUGCUGGUGUACUACGUGAGGGACAACGGCGAAGGCGUCACCGACAGUCUGCAAAUCCCCAUCCAGCCCGACUUUGAAAACCAGGUGUCUGUUUCUCUGUCAGCUAAUGAGUCCAUGCCAGGGGACCCCGUGACCCUGCACGUCCGAGGAGAAAAAGGCUCCUGUGUGUGUGUGGCCACUGUCGAUAAGAGCCUUUAUCUGUUAAAGCCCGACUUCCAGCUCAGUCCAGACAAGGUGUUUAAAGAGCUGGCAGAUUUUGACGUAUCGGACGCUUUCGGCGUUCCCAAGGAUGACGGGCACUUCUGGUGGCCGGGGCUGUCGUCAAAGAGACGCAGGCGGUCCUCUGUGUUUCCGUGGCACUGGGAUAUCACCAAGGACGCACGCUUUGCCUUCACAGAAACAGGGCUGGUUGUGAUGACAGACAUGGUGAGUUUAAACCACCGGCAGACUGGAGGCAUGUACACAGACGAGGCUGUUCCCGCCUUCCAGCCGCACACCUCCACCUUAGUGGCCGCCAUGCACUCUCGACCCACGACCAGAGCAGAGAAGAGGAGGCGAACAUUUUUCCCAGAGACUUGGGUGUGGCACUGCCUCAACGUCAGCUCUGAAACCGGGGAGGCUGAGCUGAGACUGGAUGUGCCGGACUCGAUCACCACAUGGGUGACAGAAGCCGUCAGCCUGUCACAGGACAAGGGGCUGGGCUUGGCGAAGAGGGCUGAGCUUCGUACCUUCAAACCCUUCUUUGUCGACUUCACAUUGCCCUACAGCCUAAUCAGAGGGGAGCAGACCAAAGUUCCCCUCACUGUCUACAACUACCUGCCAACCUGCGCUGAGGUUCACGUUAAAGUCUCCGUUCCGAAGGGCAUCAAGUUUGUCGGCCAUCCUGGAAAGCACCAUCUCACCAGGAAGAAGUGUGUUGCUCCUGGAGAGGCUACACCAACAUCCAUUGUGUUGUCUUUCACCGAACUGGGGUCAGCAAACAUCACAGCCCGUGCUAUUGCCUACAGUGAACCAAGCUGCUGUUCAGAUGGACUCCAUACAGGCAAAACAGGCAACGACGUGGAUGAAAGAAGGACCCCAAUCGGUCUGGACUAUGUCCGCAGGACUGUUCAGGUUGAGCCAGAAGGCCUGCCCAGAGAAUACACAUACAGCGUCUUCUUCUGUCCCAAUGAGAGAAUCCACAUUUCCACCCCUAACAAGUACGAGUAUCAGUAUGUGAAGAAGCCAGCCAGGAUGAACCAGUUCCAGGUGGCAGUCAAGACCCACAACGACGCCCACUUCGCCCUCUCUGCCAGCCCUCAUGACACCGCAGAGAUGCUAGAGAUCGUGCUCGGGGGUAGGCAAAACACUCGCUCCUGGAUCUCCUUGGGCAAGAUGGGUGAGCCCCUGGUCAGUGCAGCCACGCCAGGUAUCCUCUCCUGGGAUGAGUUCCGCAGCUUCUGGAUCAGUUGGAAGGGAGGCGUGGUGCAGGUUGGCCAUGGUUUACAUCCAUCCAACGAGUCAGUGAUCCUCCAUUGGGCAGUGGGCAAUGGGCAAUUCCCUGGACAGGUGCGUCACAUAGGCUUCUCAACAGGCUGGGGCUCAGUUGGGGAGUUUAAGAUCUGGAGGAAGGAAGACUCUGAUGAGAACCACAAUGAGGCCUUCACUCUGGGGGUCCCGCACAACAUGGUGCCUGGAUCUGAGAGGGCCACUGCAUAUAUGAUUGGUGAUGUGAUGGGGCCAACUCUUAAUAACCUGGACAAGUUGCUGCGGCUGCCCUUUGGAUGUGGGGAGCAGAACAUGAUCCACUUUGCCCCCAACGUCUUUGUUCUGAAGUACCUGCAGAAGACCAGGCAGCUCAGCCCUGAGGUCGAGAAUGAAGCAACUGACUACUUGCUGCAAGGCUACCAGCGACAACUGACCUACAAACGUCAGGAUGGAUCCUACAGUGCCUUCGGAGAGAGGGAUUCCUCUGGCAGUAUGUGGUUGACAGCAUUUGUUCUGAAGUCCUUUGCUCAGUCUCGGGGUUUCAUCUUCAUUGACCCCGAGGAGCUUCGUGCAGCCAAGUCCUGGCUCAUCAAACACCAGCGUGAUGAUGGCUCGUUCCCCGCCAUGGGCCGCAUCCUCAACAAAGACUUGCAGGGAGGGAUCCAUGGGAAGAUCUCACUCACAGCUUAUGUGGUUGCAGCCCUCUUGGAGACAGGGAUUACCACUGAGGAAGAGAAGGUGGCGGUGGCCAAAGCCAAGGAUUUCCUGGAGAGCAACACCUAUUCUGCCGACGACCCUUACACAACGGCCCUGUCUGCGUACGCCUUGGCUCUGCUGCGCAGCCCCUACGCCCCGCUGGCCCUGCGCCGCCUCAACCACAUGGCCAUUACACAAGAUGGACUCACCCACUGGAGUCUGACCGGCAGCACCAUGACAGAUGAGGACACAUUCAUGGGCUUCAGCGAUGGGCUCUCUCAGUCAGUGGUGUCAGCAGAGGUGGAGAUGACAGCCUACGGUCUUCUGACCUACACCCUUCUCGGAGAUGUGGCCUCUGCCCUGCCUGUGGUCAAAUGGCUCUCCCAGCAGAGGAAUGCCCUGGGUGGCUUCUCCUCCACACAGGACACGUGUGUAGCUCUGCAGGCUCUAUCGGAGUACGCCAUCCUGUCCUAUGUCGGCGGCGUCAACCUCACCAUCUCGCUGGCCUCCACCAACCUCGACUUCCAGGAGACCUUUGAACUCAACAGGGAAAACAAGAAACUCCUCCAGAGUGCCAAGAUCCCCAGUAUCCCCACUGGCCUUUUUGUGAGCGCUAAAGGUGAAGGCUGCUGCCUCAUGCAGAUCGACGUGUCUUACAACCUACCCGACCCAGUCUCCAAGCCAGCCUUCCAGCUCAAGGUGGACCUGAAAGAGCCUUUUCAGGAGCGACACCUGCAGCACCCCUCCUCCUCUUCCCGCCAUCCUUCCUCGCGCUCCCGGAGCCGCGCUGACAACCGCUCUGAGCUUAACCGGAAGCGACGGGCGCCCAUAGAUGACGAUGACCCGGCAGCCCACCAGGACAAGAUGGACUUCCACAUCUCCUUAGAAGUCUGUGCCAGGUGGCUCCAUUCAGGCUCAUCCAACAUGGCCGUCAUAGAAGUUCCCAUGAUUUCUGGUUUCAGAGCAGAUGUUGAAAGUCUUGAGAGGCUGCUGAUGGACAAACGCGUGGGUCUGAAGAGAUACGAGCUGAAUGGGAGAAAAGUGUUGUUCUACUUUGAUGAGAUCCCCAGCCAGUGUAUGACGUGUGUGGCCUUUCAAGCUGUGAGGGAAUACAUUGUGGGCAAGACAGCGCCUGUUCCGGUCAAGAUCUAUGACUACUACGAACCAGCCUUUGAGGCCACCCGGUUCUACAACGUCAGCGAGAGCAGUCCGCUAGCACGGGAGCUGUGCGAUGGACCCACUUGCAAUGAGGUGGAAAGUUCAACCAAUCAGUGGAUAGGUUUUGUGCAGACGAACCACUGCAACAAUGUGUUUGGCUGCCUGGAGGAGGAGCAGUUCGAGCGCUGCACGUGCUACAGGGACUGCGGUUACGACGGGGAGCCAGUUUGUGGGUCGGACGGGCAGCUGUACCAGAACCAGUGUCAGAUGGAGGUGUUCGCCUGUCGAAACGGGACACGCAUCAAGCAGGUUCCUCUGUCCCAGUGUCCUCAUGUGGAGACCACGGUGGAGGACAGGCAACCAAUAGCAAGCCAGGAAACUGAGCAGCCCUCGGUGCCUGUACAAACAGGUGAAGAGGAGCAGGGGUCCAUGGCAGAGGUGUCCUACUACUCCUAUGAAUACGACCCAGAUUCCGAGCCUUUCCUCGCCGAUGCAGACGGAGGGGACCAUUUCCACCUUCCCGAGGGUGGAGGGGAUGUAGACCAGAUGGGGCUCCUGCCAGCAGAUACCCAGCUACCCACACUGGACACAAAAAACACCCCUGAGCGAUGAAACGCCCACAGAGUGAAGCCAUACCCGCCUCCAAAUUGUACAUUAUUUGUGAAUAUGCUAGUGAAUGGAAAGAGAAGAGAGAAUCGGGACUUGCUCGGCCUGAAAGGGAGAGACGGUGGAGCCUGGAGACUGAGAGCGUGGCUUUGUGUGAGAGUGUGUGCCAAUGUCUUUAUACAGCGGUGUGUGUGGAUGGAUGCGACUGUGUGCAUGACUGCUAUUGAAUUAGUUAGAGUCCUCCAGACUUCAGUGUUUCUUCCUCCAGCCGCAGAGACACCGGUAGGCACCAUAGCGUCUUUGUUAUUCACUGUACUGCCUUUAUAAUCACUAGAACAAAUAAUCAAGUAUUUAUGUUUGUAAUUACACCUGACUUUAAGCAAAAUAUUUUGUUAUAUUUUCUAUCUGUGGUAUUUAUUUGUAGCUAGAGAUCAUAUCUUUUUUUUUUUUUUCUUUGGUCAUUGCCCGCCCAUACAAUCUACUUUUUUGCCCAUGUGGUUCUUUGAGUUCAAACAACAGAUAUAUGCUGUCAAAGGCUUUUUUUUCUCUUUAUUUCAUAGCAAGCUUUAACCCAAUUAUUGAAAUGUUUGAUGAAAUUCCUUUGCUGGUAUCCUGCUGGAAAAAAAGACAUAUGCUAACCAUAUGCUUUACAGAAACAUAAGCUCAAAUGUUUUUCAUUUUUCAGAUUUUUUUCUUUCAUGCCUUUAUUAGACAGCACAGUAGAGGUCGACAGGAAACAUAAGGAAAUAGGACGGGGACUGAUAUUACGGUUGCGCGAUGUAUGUCUUUGGACCACUUUUCCAACUAGGACAGAAAAAAAAAAUGUUUCUGGAAAAGCAUCAUCUACUCUCAAGUCACCUCUCACCUUACCUACCUUGAGAUUUGAUUGUACAGUUCAUAAGCUAUUUUUUGUUUUUGUUAAAUUUUGAUUCGUGAAGCAAUCAACUUAAAAAAAUCAAGAAUGAAGUUUCGAAUUCCUGUAAAUGUACCAAAUUGGAUGAAAUGUAGCCCUUAUUCCUAUCAAAUAUUGUGCUUUUUAAAACAAGAAUAAAAUUUGUAUACAAUCCAA
Molecule: messenger RNA, 7401 nt
Organism: Acanthopagrus latus (yellowfin seabream)
Lineage: Eukaryota; Metazoa; Chordata; Actinopteri; Spariformes; Sparidae
Gene: cpamd8
Product: C3 and PZP like alpha-2-macroglobulin domain containing 8
Exons: 44
Coding region: 726-6338 (1870 amino acids)
Cellular component (GO): extracellular region
Molecular function (GO): protein binding; endopeptidase inhibitor activity
Source: RefSeq, a predicted model, not a curated record